AUGGCUCGUUCGCCAGUUCUAUCGAUACUAUUACUACUGAUAGCGCCACUCCUCGUCGCUGCUCAAUUCGGUGGCGGUUUUUUCGAACAUCUAUUCCAAGGCGGUCAUGAUGGACAUCACCAGCAGAGACAUCAGGAUGUAGGGUCGGAUAGUUCAUGGUACCGGCAGACAUACGCUCAAGCUCACUGCAGCAAAUAUCUCUGCCCUGGGACCCUCUCCUGUGUCGAUCGAGCGACUCAUUGUCCCUGUGCCUUUCCGAAUAACGAAGUCAAGUUCGAACUGUCGGACGGUUCUGCGAUCUGUGUCAGCAAGACUGGGAAACCCAACAGUGUCACCAAGAAGAUUGAAUUGGCUCGGAAGGGAUUAUUGUAG
Messenger RNA from Orbilia oligospora ATCC 24927, 372 nucleotides. RefSeq lists its product as uncharacterized. Bases 1 to 372 code for a protein of 123 amino acids. NCBI's taxonomy places the organism in Eukaryota, Fungi, Ascomycota, Orbiliomycetes, Orbiliales, Orbiliaceae. The record is from RefSeq and is a predicted model, not a curated record. The transcript has 2 exons.